UGAAAAUCCGAGCUGCACCCAAAGGCGUCAUGCACACAGCCCUGCUCUCGGACCCCCUGAAGCCUGAGAGCAACAAGCUACUGGAUACACGCCCCUGCAGCAGCGACACACACUGUGAAUUAACGGGAAACACUACAAAAAGAGGCUAUCUAUCUUCACUAAACCCUGGUGUGGAUUGAAGUGAAGGAAGAUGACGGCAGUUUAUAAAGAUGAAGAGGCGGACUGGCUGACGGUGUGUCUCAAGUACCUGCUCUUUGUUUUCAACUUUCUCUUCUGGGUGGGAGGAGUAGCUGUUUUAGGUGUGGGAGUCUGGACUCUGGUGGAGAAGAGUGAUUAUUUGAGUCUGCUGGCCUCCAGCACUUUUGCUGUCUCGGCAUAUAUCCUCAUUCUGGCCGGCAGCAUGGUGGUGGUAACCGGCUUCCUGGGCUGCUGUGCCGUCAUCCGGGAGCAGAAGAGCUGUCUGUCCAUGUAUUUCUUCUGCCUGCUGGUGAUCUUCUUGAUUGAACUGGUGGCUGGAGUACUGGCUUAUGUCUACUACCAGAGGCUGAGUGAGGAGCUGAAGCAGCAUCUCAACCAGACUAUGACAGAUAACUACGCCCAGCCAGGACGGGAGGCUAUCACUUUGGCUGUGGACAGACUACAACAGGACUUCAAGUGCUGUGGCAGCAACAACUCCCGUGAUUGGAUGGUGAGUGUGUACGUUUCAUCAAAGCAGGCUGAGGACAGGCUGGUGCCCGACAGCUGCUGCAAGACCAUCACCCCCCACUGUGGCAACAGAGACCACCCCUCCAACAUCUACAAGGUGGAGGGGGGUUGCAUCACCAAGCUGGAGCAGUUUCUGGCCAAUCACCUGCUGGUCAUCGGCGCUGUGGGAAUAGGAGUGGCUUGUCUGCAGCUGGCCGGGGCAGUGUUGACCGCCUGCUUUAUCUAUCUGCUCUAUAAAGAAGAGGAGGAGGACUUCGGUCUGUGGCAUGGUGUUCACCAGCUGCUUAUACAGAAGGAUCAAGAUGGAACCUUACUGAGCACACCAGACCCACAACACACCAGACCCACAACACACCAUCUUCAGCAGGAAGACAGACAAUAAAACCACCAACCAAAACCUCCAAAUCUUGAACUCUGACAUAGCGAUCUAAGCCAAAUGAUAGACACUUGCCACUGACCAAAGGGGCUGCUUAUUGUUCCGAUCCAGGAUUAUACAACAUGACUGAAACCUGAUUUGAUGUCGGCCAGCUGAAACAACACGUCUGCUUGCAUCACUUCCUUGGCUUACAUGCACGGGACAUGCUUACUAUAGGGCUGUUCUUGACCAAAGGACUUAUUUGCUGACUUCAGACAAAUCCAUUCGUUGAUUUGAUUUCCAAACUGUUUAUCCAAAAAUAAUUAUGCAUAACGCUUAAUCAGUUUGCCUGAGAUGUGCUUCUUGAAAAAAAGGGGGAAACAAAUAUGAAUCAACUACAGAAAUCCUUGUUAACAAAGACCAAAGGGAUA
Notothenia coriiceps (black rockcod) is the source of this 1491-nucleotide messenger RNA. RefSeq names its product tetraspanin 11 (gene tspan11). The coding region runs from base 191 to 1087 and encodes 298 amino acids. The record is from RefSeq and is a predicted model, not a curated record. The transcript has 9 exons. NCBI's taxonomy places the organism in Eukaryota, Metazoa, Chordata, Actinopteri, Perciformes, Nototheniidae. Gene Ontology annotation, cellular component: plasma membrane.